UUGGACUCGAUGAUCUUGGAGGUCUUUUCCAACCUAAAUGAUUCUGUGACUCUGUGAUUUACUGAGAGGAGCUGCUGUGGCUGCUGCUUGGAUCCCCUCAGGAAAAUAAACGUGCAUUUACUGGUGUUUUUAGAGACAGGUAAUCUGUCUUUUACCAGUAUAUCCGGUUUUAUCUCUACAGAAAGCCAGGCCCUCACAGCACCUGGUUCUCAUCCCACCAGCAAUCUCAAAUCACGAGUCACUUCUGAAAACAGGGACACAUUUAUUGAUGCCAAAGAACCAGAGCCAAACUGCAGCCUCAGGGAUUGUUUCAGUGCCUGUCUCACAGCCCCAUUCCCUGGGAAGGGAAUGGGGGGGCAGGGGUUGUCCAGUGGGACUCGGGCUGUAAUUGCCCUCCAGGGCUGGCAGGUGAGUUUCCUCAGGUACCUGUUGGUGACUGGUGAGGCUCCUUGUUCCUAAUGCCAGGGCUGGGCUGCCAGUGCCAUCCCCGUGGGCACAGUGACAGCACCAGUCCACCCACGCCGUGAGUAAACUGGGUAUAAAAAGCUACAAUAUGAGUCUUAUUUGUUACAGAUCCAAGAUGGAAAAGCCCCACAUCAGGGGAACAAAGCGAUGCUAUUUUAGGGCUUCACCACAGAUAUGCAGUAAAACCCCCACGGUUUCAAACCCCACGUCACUCAUCAAAUAAUUGCAUUAAUAACCUGCAGAGCUUGUCGUAAACCCACUUUGCAUCCAUGAUUUACACGGAUUGGGCACAAAAGGAAUAACCAGAAGGCUCAGGUUAUGUACUUGACCUUGUGCUAUCCCUCCAAGGCAGGGGGAUGGUGGGUUUGUUCUGCCACUGGUACAGACAGGUACCGACUUGGUGCCUGGGGAUAGAAAAGCACCCAAAGCAAAGGUUUUUACAGACCUUCGUGGCCAUUUCCUUUGGAUCACAGCCCUCCUGGAAAAUCUGCAGGUACAGAAUAAGGAGGUGCCCCGGCGUAGCAUGAGCGUGGCCCCCGGCGUGGGCCAUGCCCUUCCCCAACGGCUCUGAGCUGCGCCCGUCCUUCGUGCUGGCGGCGCUGCCGGGCCCGGAGGGGGCCCAGGCCUGGGUGGCCGCGCUGCUGUGCGGGGCCUACGCGGUGGCCGUGGCGGGGAACGGCGCGGUGCUGCUGGCGGUGCGGCUGGAGCCCGGCCUGCACGCGCCCAUGUACCUGUUCCUCUGCAUGCUGGCCGCCAUCGACCUGGCGCUGGCCACCUCCACCGUGCCGCGCGUCCUCGCCUUCUACUGGUUCGGCACGCGGGAGAUCGGCUUCGGCGCCUGCCUGCUGCAGAUGUUCCUCAUCCACGCCCUGUCGGCCGUCGAGUCCACGGUGCUGCUGGCCAUGGCCGUGGACCGCUACGUGGCCAUCUGCCACCCGCUGCGCCACGCCGCCGUGCUCACCAACGCCGCCACCGCCCGCGUCGGGCUGGCGGCCGUGGCCAGGGGCGUGCUCUUCUUCCUGCCCCUGCCCCUGCUCCUGCUGCCCCUGCCCUUCUGCGGGUCCCGCGCGCUGUCCCACUCCUUCUGCCUGCACCAGGACGUGAUGAACCUGGCCUGCGCCAACACCACCCCCAGCGUGGUGUACGGCCUGGCCGCCAUCCUGCUGGUCAUGGGGCUGGACGCCGUCCUCAUCUGCCUCUCCUACCUCCUCAUCCUCAAGGCCGUGCUGCGCCUGGCGGCCUGGCGGGAGCGGCUCAAGGUGUUCAGCACCUGCAUCGCCCACAUCUGCGUGGUCCUGGCCUUCUACGUGCCCCUCAUCGGGCUGUCCGUGGUGCACAGGUUCGGGAGGGACCUGGCCCCGCUGGUCCACGUCACCAUGGGGAACAUCUACAUCCUGGUGCCCGCCGUGCUCAACCCCAUCAUCUACGGGGUGAGGACCAAGCAGAUACAGAGGAGGAUCUUGAGUCUGAUCCGUGUCGGUGUCAGAACUUCCCAGUGACCUGUGCUCGGCCGCUGUCCCGUGUCCUCACUGCUCACGUUCCACCCGUGGCACGGGACUGUCCUCUGGGUGCACUCCGCGGUGCUGCCAGGAGGCAAAAGGUAAAGAGCGAUUACAAACUCCUUCCAAGAGUGUUUGCCCUCAUCAAACUUGGAGAGAAUCUCCUACAGCGAUCUAAACCCACGCCUGGCCAAGCAGGUUCUGCAAUUGGAAGGAAAAGUGACUCAACAAACUGAUAAAAACAUCUCGACAUUGCACUUCUUUGUUCCCAUCUCACCCAUAACAGGGGCAGGGCAGAGCAGAUGCUGCAGUGGCUUGGGGUGAUUUUGUUAAUUCAUCUUUUCCACGUGUGGCACAUUCACAUUCCAGAACUUCUUCCAGAAACUUUGGCCACAGCAUCAAUGUCCAAGUAAAAUAAUAACAACACAUUACAUUACAGAUGCACAAAUGAGCUUCAGAAGAGGAACCUCCACCUCUGUGCUCCUGUUCUGAGAUGCUGGGUGCUCAGUGAAGACCCCUCAGCCUUCUCGUAGAAGGUGCUCUGGAAAAAAUUUCAGAAAGUGUAAAAAUAAUUUGUUUUUAAUUAUAUUCAAUGAAACAGCAUCAUCUCAGGGGAAAAAAAUAAGCAAAUUAUAAAUGUCAAUUAUAAUUCCAAGCUGAAGGAAGUCUCAUUUCCAAAUCAAAGGUGUUUCAUACCUUUGACUCCACACUGGGAAUACCUAAGAAGUUAUGAAUUAAGUUUAAAAUCUUCAGCUUUUGAGCUUUUUUAAUACUUCAACUGGGUGUUGCCAGGAAACAGAGAACCCAACAGCCUUUGCUCUCCUUGUUCUCAUAACUCUUCUACCUGUGGGCCACUACAACAAAGCUCUGUUAGUACAAUGAAAAUCAGCAAAACUUAGGAAUUAUGAAGAAGGACUGAGAGCAAACUGCAUUUAUUUUCAUGCCACCACAGAAUCAAGGGAUGGUUGAGGUUGGUGGCACCUCUGAAGUUCAUCUGCAUCUUCUCUGAAGAUCCACCCUCCCAGAUCAAGCAGGGUCAGCGGGGCAGUGGGUUACCCAGGACAGCUUUUGAACAUCUGCAAGGAUGGAGACACUGCUUCAUAUUUUGGGAAAGGCUAAAGAACCUGGGAAGGGAUGUUGUACAGCAGGAUUUUACAAAGAAUCACAGAUGUGAAGGGUGGUCACUUCUAGGUUUUGCCCUAAUGAUUUUUGUCAUUUAAAAAAUCAAUCUGUUUCUUUGGGGUUCUUUAGAGGUGCCAGGGCUGUGUGAGCUCUGAUUUGAACCUUGUGGUUUUCUCUGCCCAAGUGCACAAAUCCCUGCAGAGCAGGAGCCCUCCCAGAUAACCAGAGCAGCACUGGGGAUUGUAAACCAGGUGGAUCUGCAGGAGCCCCAUGUACCCUUGAACCCUGAUGUCUCCAUCAGUGUCACAGAAUCCCAGGAUCAUUGAGGCUGGAAAAGCCCUCCCAGCCCAUGGAUCCCCCCUGUGCCCCAUCCCCACCUUGUCCCCCAGCCCAGAGCACUGAGUG
Molecule: messenger RNA, 3491 nt
Organism: Chiroxiphia lanceolata (lance-tailed manakin)
Lineage: Eukaryota; Metazoa; Chordata; Aves; Passeriformes; Pipridae
Product: olfactory receptor 51E2-like
Exons: 2
Coding region: 1014-1964 (316 amino acids)
Biological process (GO): G protein-coupled receptor signaling pathway
Cellular component (GO): membrane
Molecular function (GO): olfactory receptor activity; G protein-coupled receptor activity
Source: RefSeq, a predicted model, not a curated record